This is a messenger RNA of Belonocnema kinseyi, 3581 nucleotides long. RefSeq names its product zinc transporter 1 (gene ZnT63C). The record is from RefSeq and is a predicted model, not a curated record. Gene Ontology annotation, cellular component: membrane. The coding region runs from base 347 to 1657 and encodes 436 amino acids. NCBI's taxonomy places the organism in Eukaryota, Metazoa, Arthropoda, Insecta, Hymenoptera, Cynipidae. The transcript has 8 exons. Gene Ontology annotation, biological process: intracellular zinc ion homeostasis; zinc ion transmembrane transport; detoxification of zinc ion. Gene Ontology annotation, molecular function: zinc ion transmembrane transporter activity.
ACAUAGCACUUUUCUGUUAAGUUUUCAAAAAUUAGUAAUCAGUUGGUUGUGAAGUGAGCGGUGGUGAACAUGGAAAAGUGAAGAAACUAGUGCUGUAUUUUCCGUCUAUUUCCAACUCGGAGACCCUGACUAAGUUGACAAUGGAGUGACAUUUUCAAGCAUCGACAGGGCCACGAGCUCCACUUUUUUUAAACAAUUUUUUCGCCGCAUAAAGCAUGAACCUAACAUGUUAAUAAACGUUUCAUACAGGAAACCUUCGAACACCUUUACUUGACAGAAAUCUUUUAAAAAAUUUGGAAAAUUUGGCAAUUUAGUCUGUCAAAAAAAGCAGGAAUAAAUAUAAAAAAUGGGACGAUACUCGGGGAAGAAAUGUCGUCUGCUGACAAUGCUGUGGCUGACCACAUUUUUCUUUUUAGUGGAAAUAAUAGUAGGAUAUGUUACAAAUUCAAUGGCUCUGAUAGCCGAUAGUUUCCAUAUGCUUUCCGAUGUGGCGGCAUUAGUUGUUGCAUUUCUUUCUGUAAAGAUGUCGCCAAAGAAAUGGUCGAAAAACACAUUUGGGUGGGCGAGGGCAGAAGUUUUGGGUGCUUUGGUGAACGCCGUCUUCUUGGUUGCCCUCUGUUUUAGUAUUACAGUCGAAGCUUGCAAAAGAUUCAUCGAAGUCGAAGAAAUUCACAAAGCAGAAUUACUCGUUGUUGUUGGGACAAUCGGCCUUUUGGUAAACAUCAUUGGCCUCUGCCUCUUCCACGAACAUGCUGCUAGUCACGGACAUUCUCAUGGAUUAUCUAGAAGUCACAAUAGGCUGAGCACUCUCGUAAGUACAGAUGACAAUGAAAAUGAUGAAUCCUUCCAUCAUCCGUCGCCACCUAGAAAAAGAGCACACGGACAUUCUCAUGACGCUAGUCAGAUGAAUAUGCGUGGAGUUUUCCUCCACGUGCUUUCAGACGCUCUUGGUUCGGUCAUCGUUAUCGUUUCUGCGCUCAUUGUAUGGCUUACAGACUGGAAAUACAGAUAUUACAUGGAUCCAGCUCUUUCGCUGUUGCUAGUACUUCUUAUUCUAAAAUCAGUGUGGCCCCUUUUACAAGAAUCAGCAUUAAUUCUGCUACAAACCGUACCCACACAUAUACAGGUUGAUGCGAUACAACAGCGAUUGCUAGAAAAUAUAGAUGGCGUUCUUGCUGUGCAUGAAUUCCACGUUUGGCAGUUGGCCGGUGACAGGAUCAUCGCCUCUGCUCAUAUUCGCUGUCGUAAUCUUUCAGAGUAUAUGAAAAUUGCCGAACAAGUCAAAGAGUUCUUCCAUAAUGAGGGCAUUCACUCAACUACGAUACAACCCGAGUUUAUAGACUAUCAAAGCAAUAGUGAAAUUAAAGAGACUCCGAAAGAAGACUGUGUUCUGGAUUGUCCAAAGACGGACAAACCUUGCAAUCAAGCAACCUGUUGUGGUCCUUCAAAACAGGGUCGCGAAACACCUUCCCCAGUAGAGACGCCAUAUAUGUGUAGACAAAGGAACAGUCUGGCGCGCUCAACGAGCUGCGUGGCAGGAACAGAGCAACAGGAAGUCAAUGAGAUGGAACGUGGUCAUUUAUUGUCACCACCAGCGAUUCAUCACUCCGUCCAACUACCUCAUCUCAUCAUACCCACGGCGCCUACUUUAACUUAACAUCAACCCACUGAACCUCUAGCUCCAACGCCGAAACCACGCGGACCAAAUCUUCAAAUAUCCACUAUUUAAUUCAUUACUUCAAUCUCCCCCUUUCUCUGCAGUUCAAAUUAAUCGAACGCUUUUCUGAUUAAUCUCAUCUCAAAAUUAAACGCCUCACAAUUUUGGCGUUCUCAAAUUUUCGAGCCUUUCAAAGAAUCUACCAGAUUGCAGACAAGACGAGCCUGUCUAGAAUCCCCAUCUGAUAUUGAAUAUAUGCGAAAAUCCAACUGCUUCCAACAGAAACUCAAUUUCCAGAAAUUUGGUCUGCUGUACACAAUAUGAUAUACUAACGAACCGGAUUCCGAAAUCGUUGGAAAAUCAUCUGGCUUUUGGAACUAAAGGGUAAAUGUAAUAGUUGAACUCAUCGUCACAGAGAGAUUUUAAUGCAUCAUUGUAAGUAAUUGUACGAAAUGUUGUAUGAUGUACUUUAUGAGAAAGGUCCAAACUGAGUAAGUUUGGUCCUCGCGAAUCCCACGGAUAAAUUGCUUAAUGUCUGCGAAAAUCUCUGUGAUCUCGGACUUAGUCCCCGAAAGUCGAGAAUGUUUAGGGCCUUAUUGAGCUCCUACUUUCUUUCGGAGAAAUGCCAAAUGUGGAUACCAAAUCGAAUGCGUAUUGAUACGCUGCGAUCGCCGACUCCUAGAUGCCUUUCAGAGUAUAUAACUCGGCUGUAUUCGUCUAUUCGAUUGACACUUUUUCUCUCGACCUUUCUGGACUCGCACAAUGCACGACGAACUUCGACAACAGCGAGAGAAACCGCAUUUGUGAACGAUUCAAGCUUCGAUUUUUUUAUAUUAUGUAUCAAUAUAAUUUUUUCCGUGAAGCUUUAUUGAUUUCUAUUUUCAGCUGUUUUCAAUUUUUAACGACUUUUACGUUUUUGACGCAUUAUAGUUUUUUAAAUUUGAAAUUUUAUCGCUUUCGAUUUUUUUUGGAAUUACAUGGGAUAGUGUAAAACAGACUUCUUCAGGAAGGAGAAAUUUCAGGAUUUUUACUUAUGGAACAGAUGUGGCAUUUCCACCACUACGCCUCCUCAUUCAGCACGAAAAGCUUCCGUAUAACUCUUGCAGCUGAUGGAGGAGGUAUAAUGGUGGAAAUGCAACAUCUGUUCCAUGAGUAAAAAUCCUGAAAUUUCUCAUUCCUGAAGAGGCUUGGUGUAAAAUAUAGAAAUUUGCUUCUGCAUUGAAAACUUAUUAGAAUAAAAAGCAAAAAAAAACAUUGAGGCUCUUUUCGAAGCUUGAAUCUUUCUUUGAUAAUUAAUUGUACAUUAUAGCAUAAUUGAUUUUUUAAUUAUAUUAAUGGCACUUUAUCAGACGCAGUUUUCCUGACGUUCGAAGUCAGCGCGUUUUGUACAUAAUCUUAGGAUGAUUAUUCAUUUGUCGUCACAGACAAAUUUUCAUCGAUGAAACCUUAUUGUUUCUCGAACUAUCAGAAACUUUUCAAAAGUAUUAAAUUAAUUCACACAAUUAGUAUUUUUAUCGGGAUUUCUCCUAUUUGAAACCAGAGUAUUUUAAAUCCAGUGACUCGGCAUAGGAUAUAAACAUAAUUUGUGACUGAAACUUUAAAGUGAAAUUUGUGUUCUAGAAUGAAAAAAGGAAAAUGAAAGCGAAAAAGCAUGUAAAGAUGAUUAUUGAAGAUGCGAGCAUUUUCUCUGAGGUUGAUCGUUUUUUGUAGAGAAAUUUUUAUUUAGGAAAUUGAAGCAUAAUCUCUGAGGAAAUGCGCGUGUUAAUUUUUUUUUAUUCGAAGCAAGAAAAACAUGACACAUGUGGCUAUGUCUGAUUUUUUCGACUAAACUAUGCAUUAAGUACCUACGCAAUAGAAAACGAAGAAAAUAAAUAUUUAUAAUCCAAUGUUAUAAAAUUAUGGAGAAAUAUAAAUUUUAUCCAUG